Molecule: messenger RNA, 1287 nt
Organism: Babjeviella inositovora NRRL Y-12698
Lineage: Eukaryota; Fungi; Ascomycota; Pichiomycetes; Serinales
Product: pepsin-like aspartic protease
Exons: 2
Coding region: 1-1287 (428 amino acids)
Biological process (GO): proteolysis
Molecular function (GO): aspartic-type endopeptidase activity
Source: RefSeq, a predicted model, not a curated record
AUGCUCGCCGAGGCUGCCGGCCUCACUGAUGGAGUUUUCCUGGUGGACUUCAGCGUCCACAAAGGGGAAACGGCUGAAAACGCCAUCUACGGGGGUAACACCCCACGGCUUGUUCCAAGAGCUGUGAGUGGGGUCGAUACUUUGAACCUCAUCAAUGAGAACACCUUUUACUUGGCCAAUGUUUCCCUUGGCUCCAACCAACAGAAGGUUGGUGUUCUUCUUGACACUGGCUCUUCCGACUUAUGGGUUCAGGGAAAUACCAACCCAUAUUGUAAGGCAGGGACUGCUGGGAAUGGAGCCGUCUCCAAGGCUGUGUCUGCGGCUGACCAGUUUGAUUGCAGCGUGUACGGUACUUUCAACACGGCCACUUCCACCACCUAUCAUAACAAUGGUACUGCCUUCAGUAUCACUUAUGGUGACGGAACCUUCGCAAAGGGGACGUGGGGACAGGACACGGUCAAUGUGGCUGGGUUGCUGGUUAGUGGUGUUAACCUUGCUGUUGCUAACAACGCUGACUCCUCGGUGGGUGUUUUUGGAAUUGGGUUGGCUGGUAAUGAAGCCUCUAACUCUGGCAACACUCCGUUCAUUUACGACAACUUCCCGGUGCAGUUGAAGAAGAAGGGCUUGAUCAAGAAGACCCUCUAUUCGUUGUAUUUGAACAGUGCUACUUCUGCUCUGGGUAACGUCUUGUUUGGAGGGGUCGACCACGCCAAGCAUUACGGUAAUUUGGUUCCUUUGCCGCUUGUCAACGUUUAUCCUCAGUACUAUUCCUCAGCGGUGUCCUUUUUUGUCACGUUGGCUGGUGUCGGCUACAACAACCAGGCUGUAUCCACCGGUCUGAUUUCUGCUUUAUUGGACAGUGGGACUACCUUGACUUAUUUGCCAAAGGCGGUCGUAUCUAACGUUGCUUCCAAGUUAGGUUACACUUACUCAUCGAGCGCUCAAGCCUACUCAGGCCCUUGCACGGGUGCCUUCACCUCGAAGAGUCUCUCUUUCCUGUUUGCUGGUGUCACUAUCAACUCCCCAAUUACCAACUUCCUUGAGCAAGCAUACUACUCCGAUGGCAGCGUGGCGCCAAACGUCUGCUUCUUGGGCCUUAUCCCUUCUACGGACACUUACAUUUUGGGUGACAGCUUCUUGAGAGCUGCCUACGUUGUUUAUGACUUGGAAGCACUCCAAGUUUACUUGGCCCAGGCCAUUCCAAAUGCCACGGCCCAGGAUAUUGUGGCUGUCACUUCGACUAUUCCACCAGGAACUUUGGUCCAACAAACUGCCACCACGUUCUAG